Molecule: messenger RNA, 1035 nt
Organism: Pygocentrus nattereri (red-bellied piranha)
Lineage: Eukaryota; Metazoa; Chordata; Actinopteri; Characiformes; Serrasalmidae
Product: B-cell receptor CD22-like
Exons: 7
Coding region: 1-1035 (344 amino acids)
Source: RefSeq, a predicted model, not a curated record
AUGGUGCCCGUUCUGUAUCACCACCUCCUUUUCCUCAUUGUGCUCACACCAGGAGAUUCUGCUCAAAGGAUGAAUGCCAACCAUGCGCCUCUAAAGCAGUGUGCUCUGAAUGAGUCAUCUGUGGAGCUCCUUGUGAAGAUUCCUGGGAGCGUGGUAGAAGGAACAACAGCCACUCUCACAUGUCAAACCACCUGCAAUCUGACUGACCCAACAUUCAUCUGGUACAAAAAUGGACGUCCUUUAACCACAAAGACCAUCAAGAACAACCAGCUCCACCUGCAGACGGUCAGCAGUGAGGAUGCAGGCAGUUAUAGCUGUGCUGUAGGAGGAUCUCAACACCUCCGCUCUACUGCUCACAGCCUCAGAGUCAGAUAUCCUCCAAAGAGGGUCUCCGUGUCCAUCAGUCCCUCUGGUGAAAUAGUGGAGGGCAGUUCAGCGACUCUGACCUGCAGCAGUGAUGGAAACCCACCUGUGGAAUGUUACUGGUUUAUAGGAACAUUAUUAGUAGUUAAAGAAAAGAACUACACAAUUCCCAGUGCCAGCUCUGAGGACAGUGGAGAAUACAAGUGCAAGUGCAGGAAUGAACUUGGAGAGAAAUACUCUGAAGCUCUAACUCUGGAUGUUUGGUAUCCAACAAAGAACAUCUCAGUGUCCAUCAGUCCCUCUGGUGAAAUAGUGGAGGGCAGUUCAGUGACUCUGACCUGCAGCAGUGAUGGAAACCCACCUGCGAAGAACUACACCUGGUUUAAAGAAGGUGGAACCUCACCUGUAGGAUCUGGACAGAAUUACAGCAUCGUCAACAUCAAUGCUGACCACAAAGGGUGGUAUCACUGUGAGGCUUGGAAUAAGCUUGGAAAACAAAAUGUGGCUCUGUCCAGGCCUCCCGAUGACAACAACAAGGUUCUGAACACAUACGCUACCAGCGAAGAGACAUACGCAGGUCUUAAUGAUACAGGCUCUUCCUUUUUUGAAGUGUACCAUGCUCUCGACAACACAUACGUGGUUCCUGGAUACACUGAGGAAUUCGUCAUUUGA